CACCACCCUAUAAAUUGCAAUCAUCACUUUAUCACAAUAAAACCCACAGACAACAACUCCUGUUCAUCAUCCUUGCGCCGGACAAAACCCCACCUGUUUCUUCCUUUCUCUCUCUAUAUGUAUCUGUAUAUAGAGUGAGAAAGAGAAAGAAGCACUAAAGUACCAUCAAUGGACCUUUGGAGUUCUUCUAAUCCUCCAAGAAACAGUGUCAUCUUUCUCGACGAUUUCUGCCACCACUUUUCUUUCUUUUCAUCUUCUUCAGCUCGCUCUUCGAUGUCUUUUGGGAUUAUUUCUAAUUUGAUGACCGCAUCAUCAUCGUCUUCAUCAAACCCUUCUUGUAACCCCAUUUGUACCCAUUUUACCGCUGAAGAAUACAAUUGAAUAGAUAAUCUUUUUUAUCAUCUUUUCUCUGUAUUUCACCACUUGUUUCCUGUAAAGUUUAAUCUCUUUCUACCUAAAGAAAUGAUGUUGCUUGCAUCACUAUCUGGGGUUUUUCGUCAUCAACAGAUGACUAGUUCUUCAAUUUUUCGGCCUCUUCUAAGGUCCGGAAUUGAUCGGAAUGCUGAUAAGAAAUCCAGGAACUUGGCCGAUUUCACUACUCCGACCACCGUGAUCAAGCAAAAGAGGAGGUGGUCGAGCUUAUCACCAAUGGCUGCAGCUGCUCCGGUGAAGACCGGUGGUUUUUCUUCUCCCAAGUUCUACCAGGAGGUUCUGAUCGCUGCAAGAGCAAAUUUUGCACAGGAGAUAUCUUUCCAGUCUAAAGACAAAGACAUAUCCCUUGCUAAGUCAUUGCUUCAUAUUUCUGCUGAAGACGAGGCGUUUAUUUCAUUCAAUCGCGAAAUGGAUGCACACUCAUUUGAAAAUGAACGAAAAGGUGGAAAAGUGUCACUUGAUGUUCAAGAUCCAAAUAAAAUAGACUCCAUGGUGAUGGAAGGAAAGAGAAUCGAAGAGUGGUUAUUAGAGUUGGAUGCCAUUGCUAAAGAGGUCGAGGUGGAACUAAUUUCAAGAGACAUAGGUUGCCAUUUGAUUGAAGUUUUGGAAGCUGUGAACAAAGUUCUUUUUGAGUCACGAGGCUUUAAAAGAUCACUUGUUGUCGAUUCCAAAUGUUCCUAUUUGCAUCAUGUGUUAAGCUCCAAAUGUGGUAGUGCAAUUUUGCUUAGUGUAAUCUACAUUGAGGUUUGUCGAAGACUAAAUUUGACUAUUGUUGGAUCCCGAGUUGGGGAAGACUUUUUAAUCUGGCCCCAAACAGGAAAUCCAGAGGAGCUUUUUAAGGUCAAAUCAGGGAACACUUUAUUUGGGAUUGUUAAUGGGCGAUGUGUUGAGAACCCAAGGUCAAAGGCAUCGGAUUUAAACAGCAAUUCACUUUUGGGCCUUGAUAUUGCUACAAAUCGGGAUAUUAUUGGGAUUUAUCUCGCUAAUUUAAUUAGGCUUCAUUGGAAACGUGCUUCAAGGAUGAAUCGUGGUUUAAUGUUGACUUCUCCACUUAGGCCGGUUGAUGAUGAAAAGACUGAUAGUUCGAGCAAACCCUUAUUACGUCCUCAAGAUCUUAGGUUUCAAGAUUGACAUGAGAAUUGAGAGGAGAAUUUGUUAAAUUGUGAUCAUUACCCAAUAAUCUCCCACUUUUUUUUUGACAAAUAUACAAAAAGGGUUAAUUGCAAUAAAUAACAACAUACUUUUGGAUCAUUCUAUUUAGGCAUUGUACUUUGGAAAUUUACCCAAUUAUAGCAAUAUUUUCCUAAUACAAAGGGAUUUUCACUGUUAUAAAUGGGUAGGUAUUUUCCAAGUAUAAUGUCUUAAAAAGAAAAAAAAUAAAAUUUGAAAGUACUAUGGCAUUACUAGGUACCUUUUCCAAAGUGAAAUGUAUUCUUAAAAAAAAUUAAAAUUAAAAUCUUUUAAUAGAAAUGAAUGAAAGUGUAUAAAAGAAAAUACGAGUUUUAAUAAGGAAUCCAAUCCAUCAAAAACAUGACAAGUGUCCAAGCUUUAAACUGAUUUAAGUGUGCUAAAUUAGACCAUGAAUGACACAUUUAAUGUUUGUAAAGCUGCUCGUGUAAAGAAUUUAUAUUGGCAUUUUUGUAGAAAAUAGACUUAAAAAACGGUGGAAAUAAUUUGGUUUUGAUUUCAUUGAUUAUGACAUGCAUAUCUACCAUAUUUUGACUGUUUUCAUUGCUUAGAAAAUAGAAAACUGUUUCUCCUCUUUCAGUUUCUAAGUCUAUUUUUAUAUAUUAUUAUAUAUUCUUUUGCAUUUAACCCUAAUACCUAUUCUAAUUUGUAUGACAUCUUCCACUUUCCGAUAAACUUACAACUUUUCCUCAAACAUUAAAUAUUUACAUUAUAAAUUUUAUUCUCGAAAUUACAACGUUACCAAUAUAAUAUUCAGUAAUUAAAUGUGCACAUUUUUAAGUUGUGUUUGUUACAUUGUAUAGGCCUAACAAAAUUUCUAGGAAUACUCUCAUUACUCUCAUCUCUUUUGCAUAGAAAAGAGAUCGAUAGUGAAUCCAUAUACCACCUUUGUAGGUGGGACAAAAUGCAACUUUUGUCCUAUUGACAUCAGUCUGAGUCCAAGUCCAGUGUAUACCAAACACAGUACAACCUGAUAUGUCUUGUCUUGUCUGGUCCUGAUGCGCAUAACAAGUGGACCUUAUGUUUUCUUUCUUGGGCUGGCUAUCAUGGCAUCCGAGAGAUUGCUUAUAUUGCAGCCACAUAAUUGGGCUUUGAGGAGAGAUCAUGGCAUGAUGUUGUAUUUCAGUAGGGAAUAUGGAGAGGCAGUUCAAGAACUAAGCAUUUGCAUGGCUUUUGCACCAGAAGAAGAGGCGGAAAUCUUGGAACCAUUUGUGGAGAAGUUGCAUUUGUUGAGGCUUGAAUCAUCUUGGAAAUCGUUGGGGCAAAAAGGUCAUUUGACAGUCACUUGAAAACGUUUCGUGUUGUUUGUUUGUGGAAUAUUUAUAGUCGUAUCUCUUUGACUUUUGAACAUUUUACUUAAGAAGUUAAAUCUUGUAGGUGUAGGC
Messenger RNA from Lactuca virosa, 3005 nucleotides. The record is from the annotation of a GenBank genome assembly. NCBI's taxonomy places the organism in Eukaryota, Viridiplantae, Streptophyta, Magnoliopsida, Asterales, Asteraceae.